AUGAAGCUUUCUGUUGCGACGCUUGCCGCUGCAGCCACUGCACUGCUCGCAGCCACUCCUGUUGUUGCCGACUUCCACUAUGGAUUCCCCUGGGGCACCUUCAAUGCAUGGGCCAAGACUAUCGACAAGAAGAAUGUAACGUGGUAUCACCAUUGGCAAGAUGGUUACGUAAAGGAGCUCAAGGGACUUGAAUACGUCCCCACUUUCUGGGGUCCCACGAAAAUGCACGAAUGGCAUCAACGCAAGAAAGAGAUUCACGAUAUGCAUAUCGAACACAUUCUUUCAUUCAACGAACCUGACAUCAAGGGCCAAGCCAACAUUGAUCCUGACACUGCUGUGAGUCUGUUCAUGCAAGAGCUCCAGCCAUAUGCUCUUAAGGGCAUCAAAGUGAGUGCGCCCCAGAUGGUUUGGGACAUGGAUUGGAUCUCGAAGUUCAUGGAUAAAUGCCACGCCGCUGGCUGCAAGAUCUCUUUCAUGGCACUUCAUUGGUACGGUGGUCCUGAUGAAAUUGACUCCUUCAAGAACUGGGUAAAGAGGAUUCACGACAAAUUCAACCUGCCGAUCUGGAUGACUGAGUACGGGCUCACGAACAAGUCAAACCCAUCGCAAAAAGAUGUCGACCGUUUCAUGCGCGAGACUAUUGAAUGGAUGAAGUCGCAGCCAUAUGUUGAACGUGCUGCUUGGAACGGCUGUUUCGAUGUUUUGAACCCUCCUGACAGCUUCCUAUCGCCAAUGAAUGCAUACUUUGCAGACAAUGGCGCCGCUACUCGUCUCACCGCUAGCACUUGGCUGGCUGGUCUUGGUAAUAUCUUUGCUUCGAAUCCAAGCUUGAAGGUGGUUGACAAUACUCCAAACACGAAGGGACACAAGUCCCAGCACAAGAGGCUUCUGAUGUAA
Messenger RNA from Malassezia globosa CBS 7966, 897 nucleotides. RefSeq lists its product as uncharacterized. The transcript has a single exon. Bases 1 to 897 code for a protein of 298 amino acids. Gene Ontology annotation, cellular component: fungal-type cell wall. Lineage: Eukaryota; Fungi; Basidiomycota; Malasseziomycetes; Malasseziales; Malasseziaceae. Gene Ontology annotation, biological process: fungal-type cell wall polysaccharide metabolic process. The record is from RefSeq and is a predicted model, not a curated record.